Drosophila grimshawi is the source of this 638-nucleotide messenger RNA. RefSeq lists its product as uncharacterized. The record is from RefSeq and is a predicted model, not a curated record. Lineage: Eukaryota; Metazoa; Arthropoda; Insecta; Diptera; Drosophilidae. The transcript is spliced from 2 exons. Bases 33 to 407 code for a protein of 124 amino acids.
UUGUUUUAGAAAGUAAUGUCUGGCAUGAGAACAUGUCUCCAUUUUUAUUGCUGCUGUCAGUUUGGAGUAUUCUCUUUAUUUCCGUUACUUUCGGAUACUCGUUUCAAUUUGGGCAAUUGCAUCCUUCAGCAGUGCCCAUUGCUGAAGUUGACAUUGCUUGGAACUGUUCUUUAUUUAACUAUAUGUAUGCCGAAGCAUCACCAAUCGAGGAUGAAAUGAAAUUUAGAGUAAACCAGAUAUUAGUUAUUGAUGACAGUCAAUUGGAUUCGAAAGUAAACGCAACGAUUAUCCAUGGUGGUUUUGGUUUCAAUUAUACAAUAUUAGGCCUGAGCUGCUUUCAAUCGGAUAAAACUCAACCAAGAAAUGCCAAGGUAACUGUUCUCAUCUAUGGCCUGCUCAUCGAAUAGAAGGAUUCAAAACAUGUCUACCGAAAAAUGUAUUAAAACAAUAAUAUCAUGAACCGCUUUAGUUUGAAUCGGAAUGAAGAUUUGGAAGAGCGUUGGCAAAAAACACUUUUUAUAUUGAAGUUGAUUUCGAAGAUUAAUUUGUAAUGUUUUUCUCUGUCAAUCCAUAAGAGUCAAUGAGGUUAUUGAGAUCAAAUUUGCAGAGCUUAAAGUUAAGAUAAAACAGUGAUAACU